AUGUAUAAAUAUUUAUCAUGUUACUCCUGCCCUGGGUUUGUAUACACUUUUACAAGAAUUUUUUUAUUUUCUUCAUCAUCAUCAUCAAGAAAAAAUGAUGAGGUAAGUGAAUGGAAAGAUUAUGGAAGUUAUGGUUUUGGUGAUAAAGAAAAAAUCAAAAAUUCUUCAAUAAAAAACAAGUUACAAAAUGAUAAUAAUAAUACUAUAAAAAAAUAUGAUGAUGAUAGUUUUAUUCCAUAUUCUGAAUGGCAACUAGAAAGAAAAAAAAGAAAUAAAAAGUACAAUCAAGUUGAGGGUGAGAAAAGUAUGAAGACAACCGAAAAACAUAUUCAUUUUGAUGAGAAUAAUGUCAAAAAUAAUGAAUGCUUAAUCAUACCAAUAUCACUAAACAUUUCCAAUAUACCAGAAGCUAUAAAUGAGGAGAUAGAUGACAUGACAUCCUUUUCAACAACUUCUAACUUUGAUAAUCAAGAAAAUUUAAUUAAUUCUUUAAAAAUGUCAGAAAAAAUAAAAGAAGUUAAUGGAAGAAAAAUUAAUCAUGAAUCUCGACUUCGUGUAAUCAGUCUUUAUAAUGAAAGGAAAUCUCAGGUUGAAAUAACAAUAGUUGAAGGAAUACAUAUGCCAUUUGAUAAAAGUCAGAUAAGAGUUUCAUUUAUUGGAAAUAAAAUUUUAAAAGUUUGUACACCUUUUAAAGAAGGUUGGAAUCCUAAAUUUAAUCAAACGUUUUAUCUCAAUUUGGAAAACGAAGAUUUAAAUAAUUCUGUGAUAUUGUUUCGUAUUUAUACAAAAUCUAAAUUUUCAAAGUCAAUUGAUACUAUUCUAAAGGUAGAGGCAGUGGAAGUAAAAACAUUAGUCCCUGAUGAGAUAAAUGUGUUAUCAAUUGCUGAAUGUACCUUGCCCUUAUCAUUAGUUGACAUCAAAGACGGUAGUGAAACAUUACACAAUUUAAAGCUUCACGCAGUCCAAGAGAAAAAUAGAGGCUCUGUGCCUAAUAUUAAUAUUAAAGAGUUUGAUAGAAUGACAGUUGGUCAAAGAAAACGUUCAAAUUCGGCUUCUGGAAAUAAUUUAAAACUUCAAGCACCUAUAACUUCUAUGAGACAAAAUCUUUAUUUUAACGAUAAAACAUCACCAAUACCACCUAGUACACCAAAAGGAAGAGGAUCUAUUUUUGAAAGAAAUAAUAAUAUGCAUACUGGAAACGGUUCUAGAAGAGGAUCAACAGUUGAUGAAUCUGGUAGAUUUUGUUCAUUACCAAUGAAUUCUGAUACAAAGGCAGAACUUCUUGUUACAUUAUGUUAUACAUCAUCAUCUGGACAAUUAGUUGUUGGUAUAGAGAAAGCCUCUGCUAGUGUUGGUGCAUGGGGUAUUAAACCACCAGAGACAUUUGUUAAAGUUACUGUAUUAACACAAUUUCAAGAAGAAAUAGGAAAACAGAAGACAAAUGUUGUAAAAGAAAGUUUUACUCCUAUAUAUGAUUCAACAUUUGCAUUUGAAAUACCAAAAGCAGAUAUUGAAAGUCAUAGUCUUCUUUUACAAGUUUUUACACAUUGUGGUUUAUUAAGGAGAAAAGCAUUACUUGGACAAGUAAUCCUAGGUGAAGCUGCCAGUAGUCCGGAAGCACAAGAUCAUUGGGAUGAUAUGAUAAAAGGAGACUCCAUUACAUUAUCUAAAUGGCAUACAUUACAAGGAAGAGAUGAAAUUAAUGUGAGUAAAGGGGGAACUUUAAAACCAUCCACUAAAUAA
Molecule: messenger RNA, 1743 nt
Organism: Strongyloides ratti
Lineage: Eukaryota; Metazoa; Nematoda; Chromadorea; Rhabditida; Strongyloididae
Product: AT15369p
Exons: 8
Coding region: 1-1743 (580 amino acids)
Source: RefSeq, a predicted model, not a curated record